AUGUCAGAAUACUGGAAAUCUACACCAAAGUACUGGUGUAAACACUGCAGCGUCUUUGUCCGCGAUACCAAGCUCGAGCGCAGCAACCAUGACGCGACAGCCAAACAUCAGAGCGCCUUGAAGCGCUUCCUGCGCGACCUGCACCGAGGGCACGAUAAGGAGGAAAAGGAGAAGGACCGAGCAAAGCGCGAGAUCGAGAGACUCAAUGGCGUCGUCGGCUCAAGCAGCAGUAGCAAUGCUGCUGGGCCCAGUUCGAGUUCCGGUCCUGCGCCAGUCGCGCCGAAGCAGUCAUCACAAGCAACAGCUCGUGGCACUGAAACGCAACGACAGAAGCAAUGGGAGCAACUGGCUGAGAUGGGCAUUGACAUUCCAACAGAACUCCGCGGCGACAUGGCCAUGGCCAGCGACUGGCAGGUAACCAAUACUCGGAUCAUAGACGAUACCCCGAAGACGGAUGCCGAUGGCAAUGUCAAAGUCGAAGCGGUCGCUACCGGUGUCCGAAAACGUGUCAAGCGCGAAGGAGAGGAAGAAGAAGAGGAGGCCAUGCAGACCUUGUUUAAGAAGCCCAGGAAAUGGGGGCGUGACACAAAACAAGCAGCCAAAGACGACGCUGACUUGGAUGCCUUGCUGAGUGGCACUUUGGCACCGAUCAAGAAAGACAAGAUUGAAGAGUCUAAUUCAGAACCGACAGUGAAGAAAGAGGCUAAAGAGGAGGAGGCAGAUGUUGGUAUUCCGCUCAAACGAGAGCCAUCCAACGAAGGACAAGGUAUUUCGAGUGUCAUAAAGCCAGAUCCAGAAAGUGUCGAGUCUGCCGCUGUCAAGCAAGAGGCGACGUCGGAAGGUAAUGAUGAUGUACCUGCCGUGGUAUUCAAGAAACGGAAGCCAAAGGCUGUACGCCAGAAGUAA
This is a messenger RNA of Pestalotiopsis fici W106-1, 906 nucleotides long. RefSeq lists its product as uncharacterized. NCBI's taxonomy places the organism in Eukaryota, Fungi, Ascomycota, Sordariomycetes, Amphisphaeriales, Sporocadaceae. Gene Ontology annotation, molecular function: RNA binding; zinc ion binding. Gene Ontology annotation, biological process: mRNA splicing, via spliceosome. The transcript has a single exon. Bases 1 to 906 code for a protein of 301 amino acids. The record is from RefSeq and is a predicted model, not a curated record. Gene Ontology annotation, cellular component: precatalytic spliceosome.